Pecten maximus is the source of this 2395-nucleotide messenger RNA. Its product is annotated as tyrosinase-like protein 1. NCBI's taxonomy places the organism in Eukaryota, Metazoa, Mollusca, Bivalvia, Pectinida, Pectinidae. Gene Ontology annotation, molecular function: oxidoreductase activity. The coding region runs from base 57 to 2177 and encodes 706 amino acids. The record is from RefSeq and is a predicted model, not a curated record. The transcript is spliced from 4 exons.
ACCAACAGUCAUCUCAUAAGGCCGCCAUCAAGGAGGACACGUAUUUUUAUACGGACAUGAUGCACGUUCGCCAGAACGUGUGGCUGCUAGCUACAGCGGCCGUAUUUGCUGCUGUUGUAACAUCUGUCUAUGGAUUCAUUGAACCGAUCCCAAUGCCGGAAAACCUUGACGAAUGCUACCAGUUCCGUACACGAAACCUCAGUAUCACAGCUGUGCCUUCACAGGACAUAAACAUGUUUUGUAUAACGCGAUUCCUGUACUCCACAACUCACCUUCGUCCACAACGUCCUAUUUCCAACGAGACUAUUUCGUACGCACAGGAAUUAUUUCGUCAACUUCUCGCUCAGUACAGUCCGGAGGAGAAUGGACAUCGAGUGAAGAGGCAAUUCAACAAUGUCAGACAAGAGGUUCGCACUCUGACAAGACCCCAAUGGAAUCUUUUCACCAGCAGAAUCAACAACCUGAAAAAUACACCGGUAGGGAACGGACUGAAUCGCUAUGAUUCCAUAGCAGAAAUCCACCGACUCGUCGUGGCUUCGGCGCACAACGGUCCUAACUUUUUGGGUUGGCACAGAAUAUACCUGUUGCUACUUCAAAUUGCGUUGGGUGGUGUUCCUAUACCCUACUGGGACAGUCGACUUGACUUCCGUAUGGUCGAACCAACUGACUCCGUUCUUUGGACUGCUGAAUUCUUCGGAAACGGGUUUGGAGCUGUAACUGAAGGUGCCUUUGGAAAUUGGCAAACUCCUGGAGGUUCUGCUCUGAUCCGAAAUAUCGGAAACGACGGAACCCUUGUAAAUGAUGAUGGCUUCAACGCAGUGUUGACGAGAAAUUUCCACCGGGAUAUUGUGGAGCCCAGCAAUAACCCCAUGUUCAGCUUAGAAGGUCACCAUAAUGGACCCCAUGUUUGGGUAGAUGGUCAGCUAUCUGCCCCUGCCACGGCUGCUCAAGAUCCUGUUUUCUUCAUGCACCAUUCCUUCAUUGACUACUUCUGGAGUCUCUUUAGAAGGAGACAGAGAUCACUGGGUAUCAAUCCGGCGUUCGAUUACCCGCCAACUGGUAACCCUUUACAACAACCGUUUGCCCAAAUGAUACCGUUUAAUUUGCGUAAUAUUCAUGGAUACAGUGAAUAUUUCGCUGGUAGAACCGUGUAUGCACCAUCUCCGACGUGUCCAGAUUGUGGGGGUAGUUCCUAUCUCGAAUGUGUGUCAGGCUCGUGUAGAUCUCGUGUAGGUGUUACUCCAGGAGGGGGUGGAGGUAUGGCAAUGGCCGCCAGUUUCGCAGGAAGGGGCGCAAUGGGUGGGAUGGCUCGAGCAAGCGUUGGCGGUCCUGAACGUGCCCAGGCUACAGUGAGGGCAACUGGAGCUCUCAACAUUGGUGGAAGAUUCCGUUCUCCUUUCCGAGACCCCAGGACACGAAUGGAUACCUUACCCAAUGCUCCAGAAAACCGCAUCAGAAGAAGUGUGCCGACAGCUAAUGACACUGCAACCAGUUCCAAUGCAAACAUGGACACUUCUCAAAUAAACCGGCCAUAUCAGAACACAUUUGUACUGAACGGAGAAGCUAAUCCAAGUCUUUGGGCUUUUGUCCCCAUUAGAAUUAUAUUCGAGAGGCCUCCCGAUGCCAAAUUCGAAUCCUAUUUGAUUCGAGACGGCAAAUUAGUAAAGAGCUCUGAUAUGUUCUCAAUUAAGAAUCAUACAGGUUUCACCCUCGAGAUCAGGAAAAAGAUGCCAGCGACCUACAAGAAAUGUCAUGUUUCCGGUUCCGGUGCUUCAAAAGUGUACGUCCAGACCGACGGUAUUGACUAUUCCGGCAGGUACAAGGACUACGCAGUAGUAGAUGAGAGACUACCUAUCUCGUCAUCUAUGACGUAUGUUGGGGUAAAAAAUCCUACUGAAGGGGCAGCACAGUUCUACAUGACCGCGUACGACUCUUGCGGACGUGUUUGUAGACCGCAAUGUCUCAUUAACGGAAACUACCAGCCAUGCUCAGGCGCUUUCCGCAUAACGUCCUCAUUUCCAAAGAUGUAUGGAAUAACCUUUGAGGAUGCGGUCAAGGGAAUCUGGAAGAAAGGUGAAGGUCUAAAUGUUGAAUCAAAUGGAGCUGGAAUACCUGUUACUUUCCUUUGUGAAAUCCAAUAUUCCUGGCCCUGGACACAGGAAACAAGUCAGUUCUAGAUCCGGAUUUUCCUCCCAUUGCACUUGUCGCCUGAAACAUUUUAGAACUUCUGCUAAUAUGUCAAAGUCGUCUUUUGUUUUACAAAAUGCACCAUAGAUGAACUUUAUGGGGAAAUAUCUUUACAACCGAAAUCUUGAAUAAUUGAAAUUCCUAUUUUUUCAUACUUUUGUUUGUUUUAUAUAAAUAAACAUAAUAAAAUUGAUUGACAAAUUGUAAA